ACGACUCUUUCGUUCAAUCGAUUCUCAUUGGCCAAUCUCUCUCUUAUGUGCAAACCGGUUUUGAAUGGAGGAUGCGGGGUUCGAUAAAGCAGCUUUAUCAUCGCCAUUAUCAUGUCAAGUGCCAAGGAUGCACCGGCCGCUAGUGGAGCCGAACUUAUCGCAGUUACUUUGAAGAAACAGAAUGUCGACGUUGUAUUUGGUAUUGUAGGCAUUCCUGUAGUUGAAAUUGCCGAAGCUUGUGUUGCCCACGGUAUUCGGUUCAUUGCCUUUCGAAACGAACAAUCGGCCGCUUAUGCCGCAUCAGCUUAUGGAUAUUUGAGCGGUCGUCCCGGAGUGUGUCUGACAGUUGGUGGUCCAGGUGUCGUUCAUGCUCUUGCUGGUCUUUUGAAUGCCAAACUCAAUUGUUGGCCUCUGGUGCUGUUAUCCGGAUCGUGCGAUUCUGACCAAGUUGAUAUGGGCGCUUUCCAAGAGCUCGAUCAAGUGGAAGCUUGCAAGCCCUACUGCAAAUACGCAGCACGCCCUACAGCCAUUGAUCGCAUCCCGUUUGUUAUUGAGAAAGCACUGCGCACUGCGUUCUACGGACGGCCCGGAGCAACCUAUGUGGAUUUCCCUGCGGACUUUAUCCAAUAUCCUAUUCGUCAUCGCGAGUCCAUUGAAAGGGUCCAAAUGCCCGCUGUACCCAAUGCACCUAUGAGUCAAGCCUUCGAAAGCGAUCUUCAAGAAGCUUUAUCGUUGCUGAAUAAUGCCAAGCGACCUUUGAUUGUGUUGGGGAAAGGUGCAGCUUAUGCCCGUGCUGAAUAUGAAAUCAGACAACUCGUGGAAGCGACGCAAAUUCCGUUUUUGCCGACACCGAUGGGUAAAGGCGUUGUUUCCGACACUCAUCCACUGUGCGUUUCGGCCGCUCGUUCCAAGGCACUCAAAGAAGCUGACGUUGUUCUGCUGAUCGGUGCCCGACUUAAUUGGAUUUUGCAUUACGGCCAUUCGCCUCGUUGGUCCUCCUCUGUGCGUUAUAUUCAUAUCGAUAUUUCUCCCGAGGAAAUUGGCAACAAUGGAGCCCCUACGCUUCCUCUUUUGGGAGAUAUCAAAGCAGUUGUUGCCCAGUUACUCACCCAACGUUUACGGCGAUUGUCCUCGCAAGACGCCUAUGUUAAAGGGUUGCGCGAUAAAGUGGAGCAGAAUAUCGCCAAAAUGAAGGCAAAUGGACAAAAAGGAACAGAUACCUCCAUUCUCAACUAUCAUACCGCAUUCACAGUCAUCAAGGACCUGCUACCGACCGAUGAAGUCAUCUAUGUCAGUGAAGGUGCGAAUACCAUGGAUAUUGCGCGAUCGUACUUUGACGUUCACGAACCUCGUCAUCGAUUGGACGCGGGUACCGGUGCAACCAUGGGUGUUGGUAUGGGUUAUGCUAUUGCAGCUCAACAAUACUAUCCAAACAAACGUAUUGUAUCCAUUGUGGGAGACUCGGCAUUUGGAUUCAGUGCUAUGGAAUUAGAGACCGCCAUUAGAUCGAAUAUGCCGUUGUUGAUCAUCGUCAUUAACAAUAACGGUAUCUACCACGGUCUGGACAAGGGCGAAUAUGAAGAAUCACGCAACAAGGGUACUUUGCCUACGACGUCGCUUUCUCCAGAGACACGAUACGAGCAAAUUGCCGAAGCUUGCGGUGGUAAAGGAUGGCUUGUGAAAAAUCGGGUGGAAUUACGUAAAGCAUUGCAGGAAGCAAUGGCCCUUAAAAAUGAGACCUGUGUCAUCAACACCUUGAUCGCGCCUGGGGGACGUACAAAAUUGGAGUUUGGAUGGAUGAGCAAAGCCGAAAAGGCCAAGAUGUAAUUAGCUUUUCGUAAAACCUUUUUUGACACUAAACUUUGGACAUGUUGUCUGCUGCCUACAAAUUGAAUUUAUUUUGUCGCAUAUCAUUCAAUAACAAUUUUCUCUUUUGUAACUCUGCAAGUGCAUGUUACGUAAUAGGAUCCUUUUCUUGUAAUAUUUGUCUGUCAAUCUUAGACCCAGAAAUAUCUGCAGUGAAAGUUU
Radiomyces spectabilis is the source of this 2028-nucleotide messenger RNA. RefSeq names its product thiamine pyrophosphate enzyme, N-terminal TPP binding domain-containing protein. Lineage: Eukaryota; Fungi; Mucoromycota; Mucoromycetes; Mucorales; Radiomycetaceae. Gene Ontology annotation, biological process: fatty acid alpha-oxidation. Gene Ontology annotation, molecular function: magnesium ion binding; thiamine pyrophosphate binding; catalytic activity. The record is from RefSeq and is a predicted model, not a curated record. The transcript has 5 exons. The coding region runs from base 112 to 1827 and encodes 571 amino acids. Gene Ontology annotation, cellular component: peroxisome.